Molecule: messenger RNA, 2010 nt
Organism: Grammomys surdaster
Lineage: Eukaryota; Metazoa; Chordata; Mammalia; Rodentia; Muridae
Gene: Stoml1
Product: stomatin like 1
Exons: 7
Coding region: 120-1319 (399 amino acids)
Cellular component (GO): plasma membrane
Source: RefSeq, a predicted model, not a curated record
GCCACUGUUGGUGGCGCAAGUGAAGCCGGAAGCAGUGAGGACGAGGAGGGGCGGAGCUGCCACGGGCUGGGCAGGGCAGGCUCUUGGUGGAGGAUCGGGGCGUGUCCCGGUUAGAAGUCAUGCUUGGCAGGUCGGGCUACCGGGCACUGCCUUUAGGGGAUUUUGAUCGUUUCCAGCAGUCGAGCUUCGGCUUUCUGGGUUCGCAGAAGGGCUGCUUGUCCCCAGAGCCGGGCGGCGUGGGGCCGGGGGCCGAUGCCCCCGAGAGCUGGCCGUCCUGUCUCUGCCAUGGCCUCAUCAGUUUCCUGGGGUUCUUGCUGCUACUGCUCACCUUCCCCAUUUCCGGCUGGUUUGCUCUGAAGAUUGUGCCCACCUAUGAGAGGAUGAUUGUAUUUCGACUGGGCCGGAUCCGUAACCCCCAGGGACCUGGCAUGGUUCUUCUCCUGCCCUUCAUUGACUCCUUCCAGAGGGUGGAUCUGAGGACCCGAGCCUUCAAUGUUCCUCCUUGCAAGCUGGCCUCUAAGGAUGGGGCCGUGCUGUCUGUGGGAGCUGACGUCCAGUUCCGCAUCUGGGACCCAGUGCUGUCUGUGAUGGCUGUGAAGGACCUGAACACGGCCACUCGCAUGACAGCCCACAACGCCAUGACCAAGGCCCUACUCAGAAGGCCACUGCAGGAGAUCCAGAUGGAGAAGCUCAAGAUCGGUGACCAGCUCCUGCUGGAGAUCAAUGACGUGACCAGAGCUUGGGGACUGGAGGUAGACCGUGUGGAGCUGGCAGUAGAGGCUGUGCUACAGCCACCCCAAGACAGCCUAGCUGUGCCCAGCCUGGACAGCACCCUCCAACAGCUGGCCCUCCACUUGCUAGGGGGAAGUAUGAACUCAGUGGUAGGACGUGUUCCGUCCCCAGGGUCAGAUACCUUGGAAAUGAUAAAUGAAGUGGAACCACCUGCCUCUCAUGCUGGGGCUGGGGCUGAGCCCAAUCCGAAGCAGCCAGUGGCUGAGGGGCUCCUCAAUGCCCUGCAACCCUUCCUGUCAGAGGCACUGGUCAGCCAGGUCGGGGCCUGCUACCAGUUCAACGUCAUCUUGCCCAGUGGCACCCAGAGUAUCUACUUCCUGGACCUUACUACAGGACAAGGCAGAGUGGGCUACGGAGUACCCGAUGGCAUCCCUGACGUGGUGGUGGAGAUGAGUGAGGCAGACCUACAGGCCUUGUUGUGCAAGGAACUUCGGCCCUUGGGGGCCUACAUGAGUGGGCGGCUGAAGGUGAAGGGUGACCUGGCCGUGGUCAUGAAGCUGGAGGCUGUCCUCAAGGCCUUGAAGUAGCCAUGUUGGUUAUCCAUCCGACACCUAGCUCUGAACCUGGUGCCAAGCCAGAGAAGCCUCUCAGAAUAGAAGGCAUUGGUUUGGGUCUUGGAUAACUGAGGCCCAAAGAUGUUUCAGGCCCAACGAGGAACCUGGGAGGUUGGGAGUCAUCUGCAGCUGGUCAGAGCUGAGUCAGGUGUCCUGCACCUUAGCCUGUGGUAGUUCUCUGGACAGGCCUUUGCUCGUUCAAUCCCCUCAACAAAUGCUUAGUCCUGAGUUGCUACAGAGUGAAGUCAGAGAGCCUGGUCUGCCCUACCCAGCUGAUAACCUGACUGGAGAGACAGGAAGCACAGAAGCAGCCUGAAUGGCGGCCAUGUGAAGGACCGAAGCACAUGGAUUAUGGCUCUGACAUUCGGGGAGAUAAGCAGAAGGGAAGUCGAGGGAGGGUAGCCUCCAAGAAGGGGUUACUGCAGUGGAUCCAGGUGACCCCGCCUUCCUAUCGGCAGGCCAGAACUGGCUAGGUGGGGAGGGCGUGGGAUAGAGCAAUGGGUCUUGUGGGUCUGCUCCUGAAGUCACUGGGCCUUAUCCACCAGCUCUGUCCUGCAUGUUUGAGGAGCUGGGCUCAGGGCAGCAUGUAGGAGAGCCCUGCUGUUCUGUGUUUACUAGAGGCCUGGAACCUCCAACAAAUAAAUGUGGCAUUUACAAUGUGGAA